Puccinia triticina is the source of this 216-nucleotide messenger RNA. RefSeq lists its product as uncharacterized. Lineage: Eukaryota; Fungi; Basidiomycota; Pucciniomycetes; Pucciniales; Pucciniaceae. The coding region runs from base 1 to 216 and encodes 71 amino acids. The record is from RefSeq and is a predicted model, not a curated record. The transcript has 2 exons.
AUGGCCAUGUUACUAAUAUACAGGAUUCAACAAAUGGUGCUCAGAACCAUCAAGUUCCUUUGCGAUGACAAAUUGAUCUCUCAAAAAGACCUCCAGAAGUUCACGCAUUUGAAUCAGCCCGCGGAUAAAUUAGAUGAAAUGCGUGAGGCAAUUCGCUUGAUUCCGCUGUAUAGAAGCUCAACCCUAGUCAUGCUUCUGGAUUCUCGAUUCGCCUGA